UUAUUUUUUUAAAUCAGAGGGUGAAAGGUGAAAGUUGAUCCAUAUUGAAAGUUUUCACGUGAAGACAGUCGAGAACGCGUUGUGAGAUGCUGCGCUAUGCCUUUGCUUGCGGAUGUCGGCUCGCUAAGGGGUUGCAUUUGAGAAGUGGCGUGCAGCAGCGUGUGCCGCAAUGGCUGGCCAGAAGGGGGCGCAGCACUGCCACGGUCCAGGCGACCGUCCCUAACGCAGCCACGGAUCGGAUCGUGGGGAGCUGGCUGGUAGCCUGCAGUGGGAUGGUGGUGGGGGCUGUUGUUCUCGGAGGGGUUACCAGAUUGACCGAGUCAGGUCUCUCCAUGGUCGAUUGGCACCUGAUCAAAGAGAUGAAGCCUCCAAGCACCCAGACAGAGUGGGAGGCAGAGUUUGAGAAAUACCAGCAGUAUCCAGAGUUCAGAAUAAUGAACCAUGGCAUGACGCUGCCAGAGUUCAAGUUCAUCUGGUACAUGGAGUAUUCUCAUCGCAUGUGGGGGCGCCUGGUGGGUCUGGCCUUCAUCCUGCCAGCCGCUUACUUCUGGAGGCGGGGCUACCUAAACCGAACCAUGAAGGGGCGUGUCCUCGGACUCUGCAGCUUUGUCUGCUUCCAGGGACUGCUGGGCUGGUACAUGGUGAAGAGCGGUCUGGAGGAGAAGCCAGACUCCCACGAUGUCCCACGGGUCAGUCAGUACCGGCUGGCAGCACACUUGGGCUCGGCCCUGCUCCUCUACUGUGGCAGCUUGUGGGCAGGGCUGUCGCUGGUGCUGCCUCAGCACAAGCUGCCAGACACACGACAGAUUACUGUGUUGAGGAGAUUUGCUCAGGGGACCGGUGGCCUCGUCUUCCUCACUGCUCUCUCAGGUGCCUUCGUGGCGGGGCUGGACGCUGGCCUGGUGUAUAACUCCUUCCCUAAAAUGGGGGAGCGCUGGAUCCCCGAUGAUCUGCUGGCUUUCUCUCCCACCCUGAAGAAUUUCUUUGAAAACCCUACCACAGUGCAAUUCGAUCAUCGCAUACUGGCAAUUAGCUCAGUGGCUGCCAUCACUGGCCUCUACCUGUUCUCUCGGAGGAUCCCGCUGCCCAGAAGAACCAGAAUUGCUCUCACCUCCCUGUUGGCCAUGGCGUACAUGCAGGCUGGCCUGGGCAUCAGCACCCUGCUUCUCUACGUCCCCACACCUCUGGCUGCCACUCAUCAGUCGGGGUCCCUGGCACUGCUCUCCCUGGCAAUCUGGCUGCUGGCAGAGCUCAGGAGAGUGGUCCGAUAGACCCUGCUGCUGGAUCACCUGCUCCCUUUCUCUUCAAGAAAGAGGUCCGAUAGACCCUGCUGCUGGAUCACCUGCUCCCUUUCUCUUCGAGAGAGGUCCGAUAGACCCUGCUGCUGGAUCACCUGCUCCCUUUCUCUUCAAGAGAGAGGUCCGAUAGACCCUGCUGCUGGAUCACCUGCUCCCUUUCUCUUCAAGAGGGAGGUCCGAUAGACCCUGCUGCUGGAUCACCUGCUCCCUUUCUCUUCAAGAGAGAGGUCCGACAGACCCUGCUGCUGGAUCACCUGCUCCCUUUCUCUUCAAGAGAGAGGUCCGGUAGACCCUGCUGCUGGACCACCUGCUCCCUUUCUCUUCAAGAGAGAGGUCCGACAGACCCUGCUGCUGGACCACCUGCUCCCUUUCUGCAUUGCUUGUAUUGGGAAACAUCAUCCUCUACACAAACAUCCCAACUCUAGCUCACAGGCUCUUGUCUGUUUCCAUAAUAAUUUCACUGGCUAGCAUGUUAAGAUUUAUAUUGUAUAUCGUAGUACUACAAAGAAGCUUAGUGCGGUAAUACAUUUAGAUAUGCAUUUCAAAGAGGGGUCUUGUUUAUGAAAGCCUUUGAUUCAAACCUAUCACCAUUUUAUAACUAUUUCUUUAUCCAUCUCCUCUCUAGUGGACUUCCUUUAAUUCCACGAUUAUGCCACCAGAUGGUGACAAAGGAUACAGUGCAGGCUUGAUUAAAAUCAGAAAAGGGCUUUUUAAUUCCUACUGAAUGAAUGUUAUUCGUGAAGAAACACCAGCAGUAGGUUUAUAUUGACAAGAAACACAAAGAAAGCCUCUUGGAGUCCGGUUGCUGUGAACACGAACCAGGGGGUCGCAUCCAAACUUCUUAUUUGAUUUUGUUAUUUCAUUUGUAAAUCCAGUUUGCUUUGCAGACAGUGCCGUGUUAAUCUCUCACUGCAUUUGCUAAAGAGUACUGCCCAGUUUUCUUAUGCAUAAGACAUUGUAAAAUAUUGUAAAUUAUACAAAUAAAUAAUGUCCUAAACCUUG
Acipenser ruthenus (sterlet) is the source of this 2300-nucleotide messenger RNA. RefSeq names its product cytochrome c oxidase assembly protein COX15 homolog (gene cox15). NCBI's taxonomy places the organism in Eukaryota, Metazoa, Chordata, Actinopteri, Acipenseriformes, Acipenseridae. Gene Ontology annotation, biological process: heme A biosynthetic process. Gene Ontology annotation, molecular function: oxidoreductase activity, acting on NAD(P)H, heme protein as acceptor. Bases 87 to 1271 code for a protein of 394 amino acids. Gene Ontology annotation, cellular component: mitochondrial inner membrane. The transcript has 10 exons. The record is from RefSeq and is a predicted model, not a curated record.